Molecule: messenger RNA, 2397 nt
Organism: Chrysoperla carnea
Lineage: Eukaryota; Metazoa; Arthropoda; Insecta; Neuroptera; Chrysopidae
Gene: Creld
Product: cysteine-rich with EGF-like domain protein 2
Exons: 8
Coding region: 135-1277 (380 amino acids)
Molecular function (GO): calcium ion binding
Source: RefSeq, a predicted model, not a curated record
GUGAAUAAAUUUUCUAAUUUCUGAAUUGUGAAUGGUAGUUAGUGUUUUCAAAGAGUUGACGUGGUUCUCGUCUACACAAGCUGUGUGCGCAAGCCGGCUAAGUGCGAACACAUAACCCAUAAAACAAUACAAGGAUGCGAAAACCGUAUCUUAUUUGUUUUACAUUUGGUUUAUUUUUAUUUGGAGUGGCUGGAAAUGAUCCUAAAACUAAGGAAGCUUUACGGACACAUAAAUAUCCACCAUGUAAAUUAUGUCGUGUCGUUGUCGAAUCAUUCCAAAAGGGAAUGGAACGAACAGCUAGAGGAAAAUUUGAAGGAGGUGAUACUGAUUGGGAAGAAAAGAAGUUAGGAUCAUAUAUGGAUAGUGAAGUUCGUUUAGUGGAAAUUCAAGAAGGAUUAUGUCGAGAUUUGGAUCGGGGUGAGGAUCAGUGUCACGAUUUUGCUGGACAAUAUGAAAGUGUUAUGGAAUCUUGGUGGUUUAACAAAGAAUAUCGUGAGAAAGGUUUAGACACAUAUAUGUGUAUAGAAGAAGUGAAAGUUUGUUGCCCAAAUGGACAUUAUGGACCAGAAUGUUUACCAUGCAACGGUUAUCCAGAUAACAUUUGCACAAACAAUGGUAAAUGUAAGGGAAAUGGUACACGUAAGGGUAAUGGUUUGUGCGCAUGCGAUGCAGGCUACACUGGUGAAAUAUGCAACGAAUGCAACAAGGGAUACUUCCAAGUUUACAAAGAUGACCAUAAAGUUAUUUGUGAUAAAUGCCAUGAAUCGUGUAAAUUAACGUGCAAAGAAGGUGGACCUCGAGGCUGUGACGAAUGCUCAACUGGUUGGUAUCAUUCUGAUAAAGGUUGUAUCGAUAUUAAUGAAUGUGUGAAACAGCCUGAUAUUUGUGAACGGAACCAAUUUUGUGUGAAUUCACCAGGAUCUUAUAAGUGUCUCAAUUGUGACCCAUCUUGUGAAACAUGUUCGGGUGAUGGUCCCGAUAUGUGUGAUAAAUGUGCAUCUGGAUAUCGUAUGGAAAAUAAUUUUUGUAUUGAGAAAUCAAAAGUUGAUCGAGCUCAAUAUGUGAAUUUAACGCGAUAUUUAACAUAUUUGGGAUUAUGUUUAGCGACAUGCAUUAUUUUCCAACGAAGUAUGUUGUUCGCUAGCAUAAUUGGCUUAGCUGUGGGUCUUUAUAUUUCAGUUGCUGAAUACAUGCUAGCAAACGAAAAUCAUACAGGAAUCAAUCCAGCAAUUCCAAUUAAUGAUACAUUCGCAGCAUUAGAUGAUUUAUAUAAAUAAUUUUGGUAUUGAUUUUUAAACCUUCGUCCAUCACCUAAAUUAAAUACGACGCUCUGAUCUAUUACGCGACCGAAGUCUGGUAAUUGAUUUCGAGAGCAGCGUUGUCAGAUCGAAUCAACGUUGUCAAGUUAACUGUAGAUCCAUCUAUGUUUUAAUAUUUGAACCAUAUCGAAUUAUAAUUUAUAAAUAAACUAUUCGAUUUCUACUUUGAGGUUACGUUAAGGUAAUUAAUAUUUUUAUUAAUGACUUUGGGGAAAUUUCAUGUGAUGGACAAAGGUUUAAAUAAAUGACCCCAUUUAGAUUUAAUUUCUACCUCAUUUCAAUUCAUUACCAAAUUUUUAUACACAAGCUCCAAAUUUUGGAUGAUACCAAAGGUAAUCUAAAUGGUAAGAAUGUAAGCGAAAACAUUUCGUUUUAGAUAUAAUUAGAGAAAUUUGUAUGAAAGUUGUACAAAAAUUUGCCAUUUUUUGUUUGUUUUGUUUAUGGAGGAUAGUGGUAAGAGAUUUUAAUGUAUCAAAAAGUGUCCAUUGGCGCUGCUGUAGCAAAAGUUUUAAAAGAAUUGCUCAAAUUAAUAAGAGUAGGAUAGAGAUCUAAACAAGUCAUUUGCUACUCAAGCGCCAUUCUGGUAAAUUUUAGAACUAGUAUUUAAUGUUUUCAAUUGGACACUUUUGUACUUUAACCCCUAUUUAAGAUGAUCCUCCUUACCUCUACCCUCUAUAGUUGUUUUUUUAAACUUAAAAGUACAGGGUGGGUCUAAAUUGAUUAAUAUUACGUAAUAUUAAUCAAAAUUGAUUUUUUACUCUUCAAAAAGUUUUAUCUGAAUUUAAAUUCAAGUUCUUAAUUUGUUUCAUCUGAAAAUUCGGGUCUUUUAGAAGCUACACGAAAUGAUGACAAAAAAUGUGUCCCACUUGAUGUAUAAUUUAAAAUAGAGCUCUUUAAAGUGGUUUUUUGACGACAUUCCAAAACUACUUACCUCUUCGUGAAAUAAAACCGAUUUUUGUGUGAAUUGAAUCCGAAUUACUGGAGUUAUAAAUGCAGAUGUAACUUUUUGGAUACGUGAUUCGUAUUAAGGAGUAGUAUAAUUUUUUUCUUGGGGAAAACAAAGCAAUUCUUUUGUAUU